AUGGCACCUGUUACAAAUACAAUCGUUUUCACUUCACAGAGCGAUCCAGUUCUGGAGUGUCUGGAGAGUUUGCAACAGUGGCUUACCGAUAAUGUGCUUUGUAAGACUACAGUGACUGCCGAAAACCCUAUCCAGUUGAUCGUUCAGCGCAUUUACCCAAGAGCACUAGUUGUUUGUCCAACGCAUCAAAUAGCCGAGCAAGUUUAUGAAACACUCAACAAGGUCCCACUAGCCAAAUCCCUAGCCUUUGACUAUGCAGAUGCCGACUACAGCGAUUCGAUGGACCGGCUACAAGUACCGAAGAGGGAUCGAGUAUUUCUCACCUCACCCCCCACCUCACCACCACCAGGUUUCGACUACGCUCGUUGCGAACAACCUCCACCGUCUCAUUCCCACCCUCAAGAUCUUGCAGACGAUCAACGUGAAUUUUUAACUUUACUCGAUUCUAAAAUCGCUAGUAUCGCGCUUCAACGGUGUCCAAAUACAGCCAUAACCGCAACAAACGGUACCCCAGCUCGCACAGCAUGUCCACCACGUCCUGGCGAUAUAGCCGAGGACUUCUAG
Messenger RNA from Torulaspora delbrueckii, 564 nucleotides. RefSeq names its product Rcn1p (gene RCN1). The record is from RefSeq and is a predicted model, not a curated record. Lineage: Eukaryota; Fungi; Ascomycota; Saccharomycetes; Saccharomycetales; Saccharomycetaceae. Bases 1 to 564 code for a protein of 187 amino acids. Gene Ontology annotation, biological process: calcium-mediated signaling. The transcript has a single exon.